UUCUUUUCAGACUGACAGUAUUGAAAACUGACCCAGUGUUACAACACUCCCCGGUCUCCCCUACGAAAGCAAGCCAUGUCCCCUUGAUGGUACCACCCCAGCGACAUUUCUGAGAGUGUAGGGGACUACAGGAGCUCUAGAGAAAACAACAACAGCGAGGAUUCAGCAUCAGCAGCACAGCUUCUUCAUCAUCAGCAGCACAGCAUCAUCAUCAGCAGCAUCAUCAGCAGCAUCAUCACCAUUAUCCCGACCUGCAGAUCUUUACAGUGCUUACAGUGCUGCGUUUCACCUUUCAGAGCAAUAGAGUCUGAUCGGACGACCAUGACUCUGCAUUCUCCUCCACUAACCGCAUGCACCCUGGUGGUGUUUUUGUCAUGUAUGAUCGGACUGACUGCUGCAUCAACGGGCUACCAGAAACCAAGCUUUCUGGAUUUUGACUCCUGGUGGUAUCACACGCCCCGUGGCCCUCAGAUAUUCUCCUGCCUGACCUACUUGGAGAGGAAUGUACGGGUGGAUUGUGAGUUCCCGAAAAGCGACAAGAUCCCUGGGCCAUUCUGUGAGUUCAAACAAGAUGGACGCCUGAUGGGCACCACGAAUCCCAACAACCCAGUGCACCUCAUCCCGCCCAUAGAGACCAGACGUCGUGCCAAUGUCACGCUGGUGCCUCCCAACAUCUGCCGCCUCAACUGGAUGCCUAUGUCAGAUGACCGGGCAUACACUUACACCUGCAGGGUGUAUCAGGGAAGCACCUGGAAAGAGAAUAGCAUGUCCUUUAACCAAAGAAAUCUGCUAGUUUGCUCCGCUUUAAACAUAGUAGCUAACGCUGCACUAUGGAUUGUUUCCAUUACCUUCUCACUUCCUGUCUCUCUGGGGCUUCUGUCAGCGUGAUCAGCAGUGGUUCUUCAACAUACAAAUCCUCAAGCAUUAUGAUAUGGUUCUAAUGAUAAUCAUAUUCAAAAUGGAUGAUGACACACUGGUUCAUCAUCCUUAUUUAUAUAUUACUUGUGCAUCACCACCUCUUUAUUUAGUCACUUGACAUCAUAACCACCUACUGGAAAAAAAAAACCCUCACUUUUUCUACUUAGAUCCACAAUAUCAUGAUUCUACUUUGAAAUAUCCUUAGUCCAUUAAGAACACAAGUACAAGCUUUCACCAACUGCUUAUAUGAUGCUAACUUCUACAUUAUAUGUAUUAGCCUAUAUUGUAUUCAUAUUGGGCUUCAUUUAUCAAUAAUAUAUUACAUUUGUGUGUAAAUGAUUUUGUAGGUCUAACCAAACUAAAACUUUUUACCAGAUUUCUGAAAGUAAUAGUAACACAGAUUUUCUUUGUACUCAAGUUAUAUGUUGAUAAAUGCCAAUAAAUUACAAAUCGCAUUCACAUCUCAGCUGAUUUACAUUUAGUGACAGCCACAAAACUCCAUAAAAGGCAAGGCUGUCAGAGCUGAAAAGGACAAAACAAUGACUAAACAGUUACACGAUUUGAAGCUGAUCACUUAAGGUUCAUGUUAGCGAGCCUCCUUAGACAUAAAUUUAUACAAACUCUGGAGCUCAUGUAGGAUAUAAACGCUAUUCUGAACAAACUGGAUUUUUAUGAAUACCCCAUUUCUUGUGUAAAUGCUCCUGUGAAUUAUUUAUGAAUUUAUAUUCAUAUCCAGUUUGAUAAAUGAUGCCCAUUGUAUGUACAUUAUGUAUGUUGUCCUUUUCCUUGUAAAACCACAUACAGCCUAGUUUAGUUAACACUAAAGCUACAUUCAUUUCACUUCAUUCAAAUUUCCAAAGAAUUACCAUAUUUUUUUAGCACUUUUUUGUCUGCAGUUACAAUACAGUCCUGUCAUGUAUUCUUGCAUUUUUUUCAGAUAUCUACAUGGAACUAUACUUUUACCUUUUGAUAUAUUAAUAUUAAUAGGAAACAACAGAGUGAGAUCAUUUUAGAGGUUAAUCUCAGCUAUUGCUUGUACUGAUCCUUGGCUUUCAUUCACAGCAACAUGCAUUAUAAUGCUUAUUGAUGUUAUUCAUGCUAAUGCAAGUUAAAUUGUCUUCCAGUUUGUGCCACUGUCCUUAAUGUAGAGGACAUAACAGUCUAUAGGACAGCACCCCCACCACCUAGGAGAAGAAAUGCUCUUAAUUAUCAUAAUUAGUUUAUAAUAUAUUAUACACAAUGCAAUAAAUUAAUAAUGUAUACUUAUAAGAGUUACGUCUUCCACUAUGCGCUCAUGCACAUUGCUGCUUUUGCAUUCAAAUGCAUUUUUUGCACAUGCUUUUUUGGCACAUUUAGGUUACUACAGAAGUUGCUGCAUUAUGUUUGCAGGUAGUAUUAUAAGGACCGUGGAUUCUAGGAACGAGCUUAGAAUAGAUAUAGUGGUAAAUGCAAGACGAGAUGUGCUACCCUUGAGCAAAUGCUUGAUUUUGUAUGUUUAGAAUGAUGUUGUGACCUAAAAGUGGCUGGGAAUUUCUGCACGAGCCAUCACUGUCUCAGGAUUCUUCUGAGGUUUAACAAAACAAGGGAUGCUUUGAAAAAACUGUCUUAUGUGCAAUGCUUAUACCAUACGAUGUUCUGUUGGUUUUAGAUCUUUUGCACUAAAUCGAUAUCUGCCUAUAUACAAUCUCCAGUAAAUCUGUUUGUGUAGACAUUUUCUGUUGCCCUUCCUUCCCUUCCUCACCUUCCCAAAGUCUAUGUAUUGGAAUGCAGUGAGAAAUAAAGGAACGUAGAUUGUG
Pangasianodon hypophthalmus (striped catfish) is the source of this 2714-nucleotide messenger RNA. RefSeq lists its product as uncharacterized. Lineage: Eukaryota; Metazoa; Chordata; Actinopteri; Siluriformes; Pangasiidae. The record is from RefSeq and is a predicted model, not a curated record. The coding region runs from base 322 to 888 and encodes 188 amino acids. The transcript is spliced from 4 exons.